This is a messenger RNA of Perognathus longimembris pacificus (Pacific pocket mouse), 1269 nucleotides long. RefSeq names its product C2 calcium dependent domain containing 4C (gene C2cd4c). Lineage: Eukaryota; Metazoa; Chordata; Mammalia; Rodentia; Heteromyidae. The record is from RefSeq and is a predicted model, not a curated record.
AUGAAAAAAACAAACAUGUGGUUUCUGGAGCGUAUCCGGGGGUCUGGGGAGAACGGCGGGGGCCGAGGGGUGGGAGGGGAGGCCGGGGACAAGGCCUCCAAAGGGCCUCUGUAUAGCAAUGUGCUGACACCCGACAAGAUCCCCGACUUCUUCAUCCCUCCCAAGCUGCCCUCGGGCCCCACCGAGGCCGAGGGGCAGGCCGAGCUGGGCCCCUCCCCAUCGGAACAGAACCUGGCCUCGGCCGCUCCCCGCCGAGCCCCCCGGAGCCCUCGGCUGCCCGCCAAGCUGGCUGCUGAGAGCCGCAACCUGCUGAAGGCGGCCACCAAACAUGUCAUCCAGAUAGAGAGUGCCGAGGACUGGCCGGCUGAGGAGGCCACCAACGCAGACCCCCAGGCCCAGGGCGCCAUGUCCCUGCCCUCCGUGCCCAAGGCCCAGACGUCCUAUGGCUUUGCCACCCUGGCCGAGAGCCCACACACACGGCGCAAGGAGUCUCUUUUCCACAGUGAGCACGGGGCCCUGGCCCAGGUGGGCUCACCCGGUGCAGGGCGCCGCCGGGCAGGUGGCAAGGCCAAUGGAGGUGAUGGGGGGCCACGGGAAUCUGGGGGGGGGCUCAUGAGCCCAGGGCGCUAUUUCAGUGGUGGGGAGAGCGAUACGGGGUCCUCAGCCGAGUCUUCUCCAUUCGGGUCCCCUCUGCUGUCUCGCUCUGUGUCCCUGCUCAAGGGCUUUGCCCAGGACAGCCAGGCCAAGGUGAGCCAACUCAAGCACUCAGUGGGUCGCCACGGGUCCUUGUCGGCCGAUGACAGCACGCCCGACACCAGUCCAGGAGUCCGGCGGCGUCUCACUCGCCGGGCCACCCCAGAACCUGGUCCUGAGUCUGGCCAGACACCUCGUGGGGAGCACACAGUGCGGAUGGGGGUGAGGGGCAGUGUGCGGCUGCUGGCCGAGUAUGAGGCGGCCCAGGCCCGGCUUCGGGUGCGCCUGCUGGCGGCCGAGGGCCUGUAUGAGCGGCCAUGCGAUGCCCGCAGCAUCAACUGCUGCGUGGGGCUGUGCCUGGUGCCUGGCAAGCUGCAGAAACAGCGGAGUACCAUCAUCAAGAACAGCCGCCACCCCAUCUUCAAUGAGGACUUCUUCUUUGAUGGCCUGGGGCCCGCUAGUGUCCGGAAGCUGGCCCUGAGGAUCAAGGUUGUGAACAAGGGCAGCAGCCUUAAGCGGGACACGCUGCUUGGGGAGAAGGAACUGCCCCUCACAUCUCUGCUCCCUUUCCUGUAA